Molecule: messenger RNA, 735 nt
Organism: Cooperia oncophora
Lineage: Eukaryota; Metazoa; Nematoda; Chromadorea; Rhabditida; Trichostrongylidae
Source: the annotation of a GenBank genome assembly
AUGAAUGACAUCGAAAUGGAGGACCCAACAGAGAGCGACGAUUUUCUGCUCAGCCGAAUCAUCGAUGCUCAUAAAGGCGAUGUAAAAUGCGUCACAUCAACGUCGGCGGGCGUAGUUGUUUCUGGUGGACGAGAUGAAACUGUUAGAUUUUGGACUAAAAGGCAAGUUCGAAAGCUCGUUUUGAGAGUCGCCAGCUACUUCAUGAAGAAAAAUAUUCGAAUGCCAGUUAAUGACUCGAUUAAUUGCAGAGGUGGAGAAUUCUCGGAAACCCUCUCAUUCCCUCAACCGAAAGGAUUAGCUGUGAAUUCAAUAGCUUAUUAUGAAUCCCCAGAUGGAUGGCGACUAUUUGCUGGCCGGAAAGAUGGGUCUAUAGCUGUUUAUGGUUCAGGAUCUAGUGAACCGUUGACUGUACUAACACAGCACUCUUCAAAUGUGUGCUGCCUUUACGUCGAUGAAAAGAAUCAUAUUCUUCUGAGUGGCUCCUGGGACAACAACGUCAUAGUAUGGCCAAUCAAGGAACUUGGGACGCCUGAAUUUCCUGCUCUGCUUCUUAAUGGCCAUAAACUGUCAGUUUGGGCUCUUGCUGCAAUUGAGUCGUCCCCAGGUUAUUACUUGACAGGAAGUGCAGAUAAAACUAUCAAGCUUUGGCACGAUGAUAAUGAAGUCAGAACGUAUAUAGGUAUUAUUGUUUUUUUUUCUUUUCUUUUACAAGAUUAUAGUCGGAUUCCGACUUGA